This is a messenger RNA of Aureobasidium vineae, 1415 nucleotides long. The record is from the annotation of a GenBank genome assembly. Lineage: Eukaryota; Fungi; Ascomycota; Dothideomycetes; Dothideales; Saccotheciaceae.
AAAUGGUCUACUCACUUGGUUAUCGACGUCCGAGUCGGGUCUCUGAUGGGUCAUCGUUCACAUCCGCGAACGAGAAGAGGUUAUCUGGUGAUGGAUCAUAUCACUCUGGAACUGCUGGCUCGAUCAAAGGCAUCCCGGAAGCAUUGUCCUUCGACCGAAUCAUAGCUGGCGGUACUUGCNCCUGUAUGUAUCGUCACAUCUCGUGGAUGUCAAAGUAUUCACAAAUAAUUCUAAUCUCUACACAGCCAUGCACCACGCGUGAUUUCAUGAACUAUCUGAAGUACAUCGAACACAGUGCUGAGAAUCUGCAAUUCUACCUUUGGUACCGCGAUUACGUUGAGCGAUUCGACAAGUUGCCAGCCUCUGAGAAGGCACUGUCACCGGAAUGGAGUGCCGCUCAGAUGGACACCGAGAUUACUCAGCCAGCUCGUCGUCGCAAGAAGACUCCUACAGCGAUAACUACUGUGCUUGAGGGGACCGACUUUGCCGACACUGUGCCUCUCGCUGCCGAGAAACAAGAUACAUCCAACGAUCCUCGCAGCGAGUCACCGGAGGCCAUGAGGACUCCUGCCUCGCCUACCUUUUCUGACUUCGACUCUUCUAUGAGUAUGGAUAGACCUGUGUCAGGCCGAUCAGGUUACCAUCGCAGGGCUGCCGAAGCAUUAAAGGAUGCUGGUAUGCAGUGGAAGCCUUUCACCGCACAACCAUUCCGUGAGGAGAUGACACGCAUAAUCACACUCUUCAUUGCUGUCGAUGGAUCUCGUCAGCUCAACCUAUCUGAUCGUGAACGAAGCGCUGUUCUCCAUGCCCUUCAAAACACCACACACCCUUCUGCCCUACGCGCUGCGUUCAUGAGCGCCGAGUUCUCUCUCCGUCGUCAAGCCCAUCCCAACUUCAUUCGCUGGACAAUUUGCAACGGCAAUCGCCCUCGUGUCAUUUUUGCUCGAGGCCUCGGCAUUUCACUGAUCCUCCUCGGUAUCUUCGCAGAUAUCCUCAUCACACUGAGUUCUGCGAGCCGUGCAUGGCGUGUGCUACCUAUUAUCGGCUUAAUACUAGGUGUCUCGACGCUAUUUGCUGCAUGGAAGGGAAUGUGCGUAGUCCUCCACGGCAUGCACCACCGCCACCUCCGCCCCUGGGAACUCUUCGCCGACCCCGAGGACUCGUCAGAAAAAUCCAGCUCUCAGGAUUCUCUGGUCCAUCCCCCUGUCUCUGGUAGCUAUGAAGACGAACCUUGGGUCGCCAAAUACGAGAAACGCAAUCUCAUUCGCAAAAUCUUGGACCGAGAAGUCUGGAUCCAGGAGCCGGCGUUGCGACAGAUUCAGGAUACCAUCUUCAUACAGAGUUUGUUGGGUGCAUUCUUGGUUUCUUGCAUUGUGGUGGGUAUCUUUUGUGCUGUGCCGCGUGGUGGGUUCUUU